UCCAUUAGCUGCAGGAGUCCCAACACCUCGCUGAAAUGCGUUUGAUUUACUCACCUUGAGGACGCACGCACAACUUGUCUGCCAGGUUUAACGCGGCGGCUCUUUCUUUUAUUGAAGACAUGUCUCCCAAAUUAUGGAAAAGCAGUGGGAAACGCACUUCCCACGUUGAUAACAGCAGGCAGCAGAGGACGACUAGGACCUUGGCCUGCCUUUAACAACUCCAUGGAUCUCAGUGCUGACUCUGGGACACUCCCCACCCACACCACUGUAAGAGGACCAAUGUUGGAGCAGGAGCUGUCCCUGUCUAAUGCCCGCUGUCAAACAGAAAGUGGAGGCACCAUCUCAUUACAUUUGUUGGAGUUUAAAACCCAUCUUCUUGAAGCUGUGGAGGAGUUGCAUAUUCGAAGGGAUGCAGAGACGCGCUUCGAGGCUCAGAUCAGUAAACUGGUGCUGGAGAAACAGGAGCUGGAGUGGGAGAAGGAAUCUCUACAACGUCAAAUUGAAACAGUGGCCAACCAGCACACAGAGUCUCUCCUCAAUGUGAAGAAAAAGCUUCUGGCAAAAAUCCGAAAGACAGAGGAGGAGAAGGGGAAAUACCAGGUCAGUGCUGAGAUAAAAGACAAGGAGAUUAACAACCUGAAGGAAGAGCUGAAGACGCUACAGUUACUGAAGUACAACUUGGAGAAGAAAUCAAGUGAACUAGAGCAGAAACUAGCCCUGCAGACCCGGUCAAAGGAUAGCCACCUGAGCCAGCUGGGGGAAGUGGAGAAGCGUUUCAAUGCUCUGUGCAGGCAGUGUGCCAUGGUCAAGCAGGACCACGAGAAACUGGAGCAAAAUGUUGAUGAGGCAAUGAAAAUAAAUAAAAAAAUGACAACUGCAAGUGAAAAUCAAGAGGCAACCAUUGUUUCACUAAAACAGGAGGUGGAGGAGGUCAGUAACAAGCUAAUCAAGGCCAAGAUGUCAUCAGUGAGACAUGACCAGGCCCAAAGUCCUACAGGCAGAGAGCAGCAUUUCCAGCAGCUGCACCAGAAACUGAACAUGGAAACUGAAAUGAACAAGAAACUGAGGGAGGAAAAUGAAGCUGUGAGAGCAGAAAAGCAGGAAGUGAUGAGGGCUCUGAAUCACACCCAGCAGCUGCUGCUGAGUCAGACACAGACAGUCAGCAGAGUCGAUCUGGAGAUGAAGACACAGAGAGAGCAGCACCAGGCCCUAAAGCAGGAACACAGGGUGAUGCGGGAGCAGAGCAAGGCCCUGGAAGACAAGGUGGCCCGACUGAUGGAGAGCUACACGGCUUCACAGAACAGCUGGGACAAAGAGAAGGCGUUGUUUCUGGAUCGCAUCAGGAGUGAGCAGCAGGAACUCCACACAGUGAAAGAGGCCAACGACGAGCUUCAUCAGAGAAACACUGAGCUGACCUCCCACGCUACAGUGCAGGCUCAGCAUUUAGAUGAAUUGGAGAUGAGAGGCAUCAGUCAGAGCCACAGUGAUUCUACAGAGGUCUUCUCCACUUUAGUGAAGGGAAUCAGAGGAGAGGAAACUCUUAAUGAACCCAUCUCCAGCACAGAGCCUAGCUCUGGCAGUGUGCAUAAUUUGGCCUCCGCUCAGACCAGAAACCCAGACUGUCUGGAGGACAGUGGAGCAGUGACAGAGAUAGUCACCACCGGAGCAACUGGAGUAGAUGCUGUAUCAAGCCCUGGACACAGUUCUUUCGAUGUUCCUGUGGACUCACAGAUCAAAGAAAAGAGUGAUGAGAGGAACGGAGGAAUAACUGAAAAAGAACAGGGAUGGAAAGAUGAUGUGAAACAAGUAAAAAAAGACAGAGAAGAGGAGGAGAGAAACAAGGAAGAGCAGUGGAAUAGAGAAGUCCAAGGAGAAAAGAGAGGAACGCUCAUCGCCCAAACAACAGAUAGAGCCGACGGAAGGAAGAUAGCCAGUUCUCAACAGAAGAUGCAGGGGACCCCAAACAGCCUGAAACAGAAACAAAAGAUAUAGC
Molecule: messenger RNA, 1993 nt
Organism: Eleginops maclovinus (Patagonian blennie)
Lineage: Eukaryota; Metazoa; Chordata; Actinopteri; Perciformes; Eleginopidae
Product: coiled-coil domain-containing protein 73-like
Exons: 17
Coding region: 223-1992 (589 amino acids)
Source: RefSeq, a predicted model, not a curated record